AAUGGCGUCAUCCGCCCUACACCGGCGCCUUCCGCGUGACGAGUUAAUUCCGCGACAAGCUAAUUAGUUAGCUGACGGCUACUACGACCCCUCGGAGCAGCGGAGCUAACGUCCAACUCUCCGUGACCGGUAUCAUCCACACAGACAAAGACAACAGGGUCUCCUCCCUCCCUCGGUGAUCACCAGAGGUCUGAUCCUCCGUCACCAUGACAGACAACAAGCGUCUCGCCUUCUCCAUCAUCCAGUUCCUCCACGACCAGCUGCAGGGGGGGGAUCUGUCCUCAAGCGCCCAGGAGAGUCUGGAGGUUGCCGUCCAGUGUCUGGAGACGGCGUUUGACGUGUCGACUGACGAUCAGAGUCUCGCCGUCCCCAUGACGUUAACGGAGAUCUUCACCGCCGCCACAGACAAGCUCCCAGAUCAGUCGCAGGUCAACAACAACUCCACCCCGAACUCCGUCAGCGAGGACCAGAGAGCCGAGGCGGAGAGACUGAAGACCGAUGGUAACGACCAGAUGAAGGUGGAGAACUUUGCGGCUGCUGUUGAGUUCUACUCGAAGGCCAUCGCCAUCAACCCUCAGAACGCCGUAUACUACUGCAACAGGGCGGCAGCGUACAGUAAACUGGGAAACUACGCGGGAGCGGUGCAGGACUGUGAACAGGCCAUCAGCAUCGACCCCAACUACAGCAAGGCCUACGGCAGGAUGGGUUUGGCGCUUGCCAGCCUCAACAAACACACAGAAGCAGGGAGUUACUAUAAAAAAGCUCUGGAGCUCGACCCCGACAACGACACGUACAAGACCAACCUGAAGAUCGCCGAGGAGAAGAUGGAGACGUCCAGUCCCACAGCGGGGAUGGGCGGAGUCGACCUGGCUGGUCUGCUGAGUAACCCCGGCUUCAUGAACAUGGCGUCGUCUCUGAUGAACAACCCUCAGGUCCAGCAGCUGAUGUCGGGGAUGAUGUCUGGAGGGUACGGUGGGAUGGGGGGAGGAGUCGGAGGACUUGGUGGAGGAGGAGUCGGAGGAGGAGGAGCUGCACCCUCACCCUCACCUUCACCUGCAUCUGCACCUGCACCUGCUGCCCCCGGACCAGCUGGAGGCGGAGAUUUAUCAGGACUCAUCCAGGCAGGUCAGCAGUUCGCGCAGCAGAUGCAGCAGCAGAAUCCAGAACUCAUCGAACAGCUGAGGAGUCAAAUCCGCAACCGAACACCCAGCACCGGCAACGAGGAGCAGCCGUGACGUCACACACUGUAAACAUAAGAAAACAAAUCUUAACAUUGUUCACGUGUGGAGGAGACGCUGAGACAGUCGGCCAUUUUGUUUCUUUCUGAUCAGGAUCAUGACGCUCGAAGGACAUUAAGGAAGUUUUUUUUUCCACCACUGAAUAAUUCCUGCAUGAGAGAGACGGGGGGGGGGGGGGGGGGUCGCUAAUUCAGGAGCCACAAGCCAUGCCCACUUCCUGGUGGUUUGUGUCUCAACACAUGAAACCUAAUAACCCAGAUUUUAAACAGCUGUGUGUGUGUGUGUGUGUGUGUGUGUGUGUGUGUGUGUGUGUGUGUGUGUGUGUGUGUGUGUGUGUGUGUGUGUGUGUGUGUGUGUGUGUGUGUGUGUGUGUGUGUGUGUGUGUGUGUGUGUGUGUGUGUGUGUGUGUGUGUGUGUGUGUGUGUGUGUGUGUGUGUGUGUGUGUGUGUGUGUGCUGUUUAAAUAAGUUUGGAAAUUAAAAAGAGCAUCUCAACAUUUUACUUCCUCCUGUCUGACGAGUUUUUUUAUGAAAUAUACUCAAGCAGCCAGGACUUGUUCUCAGACGUCACUGUAUAUACACAUAUUGUAUGAAUGAUGGAUAAUGUAUAAAUAAUAAUGUACAUGUGCAGUUUGAAGUUUUGGCCAAAUUAAUUUCUGAAGUGAAAAGUAAUAAAUAACACUCAGCAAAAA
Scophthalmus maximus (turbot) is the source of this 1928-nucleotide messenger RNA. RefSeq names its product small glutamine rich tetratricopeptide repeat co-chaperone alpha (gene sgta). The transcript has 12 exons. Gene Ontology annotation, molecular function: molecular adaptor activity; protein binding. Gene Ontology annotation, cellular component: membrane; TRC complex. Gene Ontology annotation, biological process: post-translational protein targeting to endoplasmic reticulum membrane. The coding region runs from base 207 to 1235 and encodes 342 amino acids. The record is from RefSeq and is a predicted model, not a curated record. Lineage: Eukaryota; Metazoa; Chordata; Actinopteri; Pleuronectiformes; Scophthalmidae.